Messenger RNA from Guillardia theta CCMP2712, 2067 nucleotides. RefSeq lists its product as hypothetical. Lineage: Eukaryota; Cryptophyceae; Pyrenomonadales; Geminigeraceae. The record is from RefSeq and is a predicted model, not a curated record. Bases 1 to 2067 code for a protein of 688 amino acids. The transcript is spliced from 19 exons.
AUGAUGAUAUUGCUUUGCUUUGCUUUCAGGCCCAGGUUCUUCAGGCGGCCCCGAAAGAAGGCGGAUCAUCCUGCAGGGCAACAAACUGAGGAAGCCAGCAGCCAUGGAAGCGGAGCCCCGCCAGCACAGCAGCAAGCAGACUCGGCAGGACCUUCCGCUCCCUCGCAUGCACCGUCUCAAGACAAACCCUCUGCUGAUGCGGCUCAGCCGUCUGCCGCGGAGGCGAAGGCGUCGAGACCUGUGAGGAGGAGACACAAACCGAGAACAGAGAAGAGCAGACCCGUCAGCGUGAACGAUCCAGCAGGUGCCUCUGCUACAGAGACUCAUCACAUGCCCUCAGAUUCUCAACCGCAUGUCGGGGACGCUUUUCUCGCAAGCUCGCUCGUCCCAUGGCGAGUUGAUGCGCCAGAGUUCGUUCCGCAUGUCGCCCUGCAGGAUGAGGCCGUGCUGGCCUGUGGACCAGCUCAUGUAGCCAUGCCCGGCUCCACUCAGAGCAAGAAGAACAAACGCAACAAGCCUCAGCAGCAGCAGCAGCAGCGUCGCACAAGGCCUGAAGCGGCAAGCGACGAUGCGCAGGGUGAAGGGAAGGAAAAGAGAAGCAACAGGAGGGUAGAAGAAGAGGAGGAGAGUGCCAAAGGAACUUAUGAAUCGCUUCCUAAUGCUAAUGAUCAUGACAAACAAUCCAAGAAGCAGGGGGCAAGACGGCAGAAGGGACCUCAAGACAAUCAACUUAAGGAGGACAAGAAAUCCACCUUGAACAUGAAGGAAAACAUCUCGAAGCACAACAACGACAAGCGGAGGAAGUGGUGGAAGAUUCUACAGGAAGACGACCCGAUUUCGCUAGAGCCUAUCGGCCAGCUGAGAUAUGAACCGUUCGAUCUCAAGGCCAACGAUGACAUCUCGGUUUGGUUCGACCCCCAGAUCCUCGCCAACUACCUCGUGUCUUCGGGAACCUUCACUCACCCAGUCAGCCGCCGACCCAUCACUAAGGAGGACUGCGAAGCUCUUGACCGGCACCUUGCCGCAUGCCGGCUCAAGAAGGUCGGAGUGAAGGAAGUCUUCGAAUUCAAGGAGAGAUUGAACGAUCCGACAGAGAGGAUAACAGGUCUCUACCGCGCUCCUCCCCCUCCGAACCUUACCCCCCCCCCCGCAGCCCUUAGGGAACAGGCUGCUGCGAUCAUGGAGGCUGUGUUUGGAGGAAGGACACGAGAGAGGGAGACUGGAAGACCUGAGAAUCGAUUUCAGGGGCAGCAGAGGGGUUUUCGAAAUGAUCGCAAUGUACCUACCGGGCAAUCCGCAAACUUUGGGUCUCAACAACGCAGCAUGGCUGGAGUUGGACGCGAAGAGAACUUUCCUUUCCUCAUCGACGACGACGAGGAUUUUUUCCCGAGCUACGGCAAUGACGCGAGGAGGAGGGUAGAGGAAGUCCAAGAAGACUUUCCGCAGCUCGUCGGGACAGGCUACAUCAACCGUCCUGCACAACCUCCACAGUAUGUCAGGAGGAAUGUAUCCAACUACGUCUGUAGGCUGUCGGCAGAGUACAAGGAGAGGAUGAGCAUCCAGGGCGUCGUGGGCUGCAUCUUCUUCAUCUCCACAGCAGGAUCGAAGAAUCGGAAGAAAGUCUGCAACAAGGACGUCCAAGCGCUCUUCCAGACCAGCUGCAACAUCAAGUGGAUCGACGACACGAAGCUCUACGUGCUGGUCAAGGAAGCUGAAGAGGAGGAAGUCAUGCAGCGACUGAAGACAACGCCCUUCACCGCCAAGAUGGAGGGAUCCUCUGUCUACAGGCUCGGCGAGCUCACUCGAGCCAUAGAGGCCGAUGGCAAGUAUGAGCCCAAAGAUCACCGGGGCCUGAGCGUUCAGAGACUUGUGCUGCCGACCAUGGGCGACCUCCGUUUCAUCGUUUUGAAGUUGUGCGAGACCUUCUCCCAGAGCUACAGCGAGGAGAGGGAGAGCCUUGAAGGAGAGGAAGACGACUACGAGACCUGGCUGCAGGUGGAGCCAGUCCAUGAUGACGUCAUGUUGAGGCAGGUGCUGCUGGAGCUGGAGCGAGGGUACCUGAUGUAA